Molecule: messenger RNA, 998 nt
Organism: Moneuplotes crassus
Lineage: Eukaryota; Ciliophora; Spirotrichea; Euplotida; Euplotidae
Source: the annotation of a GenBank genome assembly
UUGACUUAAAAUAAAUAAAAAUAUGCACAAGCAUUUAAUGAGAUUUAUGUUCCUGACGUUCUUAAUCGCUGUAGUCAUGUCAAAGAAAAGUUAUUUGAGCAAGUUCAGGAGCUCUCCUGAUUUAGAUGUAGACAAAUUUCUUCAUCUGUUGGAUAAAAACAGAGCAAAGAUUGAACCACUCAUGCAAGGCCUGAAAUUAUUGGUGAUUGGUUUCCAAACUUAUGCACUACCUAUCAAUGCUAUCUUAAGAUUCAUUAAUAUCUUCAUAUCUUUGAUCCUGAAUAUCUUUAAAUGCGAUACCCUAAUCUGAAUAACUCCUGCAAUGGUAUUAGCCAAGUUCUUUUAUGAGUUUAGAAAUUUUGCAAGAAGUUCCAUUACCGAGCUAGAUUAUGGAUAUUAUAACCUCAUUUAUUGCUAUGCUAAGAAGUUGUUUGGGGUAAUUAGUAUGGUAGUAAGGCAAGAGGGUCUUGAGACUUAUUCUAAAAAUUCAGGUUGCAUUCGUAUGAGAAUUGGGCAAUACUUCAUGCCUACUUUUGAGGGAAAUGAUACUUCUCAUUGUUCUCAGUUCGACGAUAUUAUUAUUAGCUUGUCUGAACAGCCAGUUGAUCCUAGCCCAGAUUACAGAUCACUGCUCUUGAAACUGAGCAUGAUCGUGAUUCUAUUAGCCUUGAAUUUAGUAGCAUUCCAACUUCUAGUGCAAGAAUUUGAAAUAUUUGAGGACUUAUGUCAGGUGAUUCAAUCAAGUCAGCCAAGCCAACCACUAACAAUGGAGUUUGACUCAGAAGCAUGCUUAAUACAUCAUGAGCUUAGAAGCAUGAGCAUGGAUUCUAUGCAACUUCCUCAGAUCAGAGAAGAACUGGGGGAGUCUUGCAGUUACGAUUCUGAACCCUGUGGAUCCUUCAGAUUAAAAACGAAAGUUCGAGGUUCCUCUGCCUUCAUACUUUCAGAUGUUGCUUCAAAGGACGAAUAAUGCUGUUUUAAAUUUUAUUUCAAUCCAA